AUGGAAUACGAACCACCUUGGGACUGGUGGGGAGUAUGGGAAAACGCGGCGGCCGUAGCGUUCAAAAAUGGCAGGUUAAGAAUAGAGGCGCCGGUAAGAUUGAGUCACGCCGAGUCUUGGCAGGAAGGGGUCGUAAUACACUGCAAAGGGUAUAGACUACAUCCAAGGGAACCGGAUGCCGAGUGUACCAGGGCAGGCGGCUCCACAGGAACGCAGCAAGAAAAGGGGAGGCUUAUCAGCAAGCAACGAGGGUUUCUGGAACUUGAUCUUGUUUUGGGGAACUGGGUUGAAGAGAAUGUCAAUUCCAUGGACGAGAACACCGUUAAAUCCCUAAUUCAUGUCCUCGAUUUGGAAAACCCUGAUCUUUGGAAAUGGUUAACUGGUCAGGAACAACCUCCGGAGAUAGUGAGCUCAAAUCCGGUAUUCUUGGCGUUGCACAAGAAAGUCAUGACGAAUCUGAACAAGCAUGCAGCACCAAAGACGCGUGCAGAAGCUGGACAGCCUUGGGUCAAAGGCUGGGAUGAUUUCAAGAGAGGCCGUGAUGCUCCCAUCUCAGGGAACCAGUAAAAUAAAAUAAAAACACUACUUACGAAAGUAACAAAUUUCCAAAAAGAAAAUACGUUUAUAUAAAAAGUAUCUUUACAUAGAUACCGAGUAGUGUUUACCUUUUACUAUUGUAUGAAUAAAGCGUGAGAGCGUAUAAUGCGUCUCAGAAGUGAAUUACAGGAUGUCUUGAAAGAGUGAAUUACAGGAUGUCUUGCUUGUCGAAGUUCUUGAUAUAUAAAUACAGGUAUCAAGGGAUUGCGUUUGUUGAA
Brassica oleracea var. oleracea is the source of this 815-nucleotide messenger RNA. RefSeq names its product succinate dehydrogenase assembly factor 2, mitochondrial-like. The record is from RefSeq and is a predicted model, not a curated record. Lineage: Eukaryota; Viridiplantae; Streptophyta; Magnoliopsida; Brassicales; Brassicaceae. Gene Ontology annotation, cellular component: mitochondrion. The transcript is spliced from 4 exons. The coding region runs from base 1 to 567 and encodes 188 amino acids. Gene Ontology annotation, biological process: mitochondrial respiratory chain complex II assembly; protein-FAD linkage; mitochondrial electron transport, succinate to ubiquinone.